GCCAAAGAUGUCGGCUCGGUCAUGUGAUCAGCUUUGUCCAAUCACAGCUGAUCACUGAUCAUCAGGGCACUGAUGAUCAGUGUGGCCCCAGAAGUGCCACCUGUCAGUGUCCAUCAGUGCCAGCAGUCAGUGCUAAUCAGUGCCACGUACCAGUGCCCAUCAGUGCCACGUGCCAGUGCCCAUCAGUGCCACAUAUCAGUGCAUACCAGUGCACAUCAAUGCCACAUAUCAGUGCCCAUCUGAGCUGCCUUUCAAUGUCACCCAUCAGUGGCAGUCAGUGCCACCUAUCAAUGCCAAUCAGUGCCACCUAUCAGUGCUGCCAAUCAGUGCCAGUCAGUGUCGCUUAUCAGUG
Molecule: messenger RNA, 352 nt
Organism: Staurois parvus
Lineage: Eukaryota; Metazoa; Chordata; Amphibia; Anura; Ranidae
Source: the annotation of a GenBank genome assembly